CGGGCGCCUUUAUGAGGCGCGAGCAGAGAAGGCGGUGAGGAGCCUAGGCCCUAUCUCCACGUACUUGUACGAGCCUGACACCCGCCCCUCAUCCUCCGUAACGGAUUGUCACGUGAGCGCCGCUGGAGUCUCCGGCCGGGGUCCCUGCAGCCCUGACUGCGACGCCCUGGGCCUCGAGUGCGUUUCACUGCGGGGAGACUGAGGCCGGGAGUGGACCGUCAGCCAAGGUCGCCCCGCUCUGGGGCCCCUCGGCCGCCGACUCCCCGCCCCCCCACUCCCCCGUCCCCCGUCCCCGCUCUGUGCACAGGGUCCCGCGAUGGCGGCGGCGUGGAUGGCCCCUGCGCGGAUGCCUUUGACCUUUGACGACGUCGCCAUCACUUUUACUGAAGAGGAGUGGGGGCAGCUGGAGCCGGCCCAGAGGACCCUGUACCAGGAGGUGAUGCUGGAGACCUGCAGGCUCCUGGUCUCCCUGGGCUUUUCUCUGCCCAAACCAGAGCUGAUCUACCCACUGGAGCAGAGCCCAGAGUUAUGGACGCUGCAGAGAGGCCUCUUCCCUAGCGUCUGCCCAGGUGACAAAACAAAACCUGAGACCACUGAGCCUUCCCCUUCUCACCUUGCCUUGUCUGAGGACAUCUCACCACAGGAGCGACUGACUCCGCGAGCCAGGAGUCAGGGUAGGCCGUCAGAUACGCUGGAAGGCCUACUGGAACCAGGGAUGGACCCCCUGAUAGAGAAGCUCCCUGAGAGCAUGAAGCCCGAACGUAAUGGUUUAGGGACAGAUGAUGGUUUACACUCAAGGAUUGUACAGGGGCUGAUCCCUGCAGGACAUGCCCUCCGUGAAUAUGACUCACAGUUACCACUGAAAGAUCCCUCGAUUCAUGAAGGAAAGCGUCCCUAUAAGUGUGCAGAAUGCGGGAAGGUGUUUACCAAGAACUACUUUCUUAUUCGACAUGAGCGGGUUCACACUGGCGUGAAGUCCUAUGAAUGCACCGAGUGCGGCAAAACUUUUAGCAAGAGCACACACCUCCUGCAGCACCACAUGAUCCACACCGGGGAGAGGCCCUACGAGUGCAUGGAGUGCGGGAAGGCCUUCAACCGCAGGUCACACCUCACAAGGCACCAGCGGAUUCACACCGGGGAGAAGCCUUAUAAGUGCAGCGAGUGUGGAAAGGCCUUCACCCACCGCUCCAAUUUAGUCUUGCAUAACAGAAGCCACACUGGAGAAAAACCCUUUGUGUGCAAAGAAUGUGGGAAAGCCUUCCGAGAUAAGACAGGCUUCCUUCGACACUACAUCAUCCACACAGGAGAGAAGCCCUUUGAGUGCAUGGAGUGCGGGAAGGCCUUCAACCGCAGGUCACACCUCACAUGGCACCAGCAGAUUCACACUGGAGUGAGACCCUUUGAAUGCAACGAAUGUGGGAAAGCCUUUUGCGACAGCACAGACCUCAUUCAGCACUAUGUCAUCCACACGGGGGAGAAGCCAUACAAGUGCCUCGAGUGUGGGAAGGCCUUCUACCGCCGGUCACACCUCAAGCAGCACCAGCGGAGUCACACCGGGGAGAAGCCGUAUGUGUGCAGUGAGUGCGGAAAAGCCUUCACCCACUGCUCCACUUUCAUCUUGCACAAAAGGGCCCACACCGGAGAAAAACCCUAUGAGUGCAAAGAGUGUGGGAAAGCCUUUAGCAACCGGUCAGACCUCAUCCGACACUUCAGCAUCCACACUGAGGAGAAGCCCUAUGAGUGCAUGGAGUGCGGGAAGGCCUUCAACCGCCGCUCAUACCUCACGAGACACCAGCGGAUUCACAGUGGAGAGAAGCCCUAUGAGUGCAUGCAAUGCGGCAAAUCCUUCGGUCAGAGGGCAAACCUCAUUCGACACACUAUCAUCCACACGGGGGAGAAGCCCUAUGAAUGCAGUGAGUGUGGAAAGGCCUUCACCUACUGCUACACUUUCAUUUUGCACAAAAGGGCGCACAUUGGAGAAAAGCCUUUUGAGUGCAAACAAUGUGGGAAAGCCUUCAGCACUAGGAAAGACCUCAUCCGACACAUCAGCAUCCACGCUGGAGAGAAGCCCUACGACUGCAUGGAGUGUGGGAAGGCCUUCAACCGCCGCUCGGGGCUCACGAGGCACCAGCGGAUUCACAGUGGAGAGAAGCCCUAUGAGUGUGACGAGUGUGGGAAAUCCUUCUGCUGGAGCACAAGCCUCAUCCGACACUCUGUCAUACACACUGGGGAGAAGCCCUAUGAGUGCAGUGAGUGCGGAAAGACCUUCAGUCGCAGCUCCUCCCUCACUCAGCAUCGGAGGAUUCAUACUGGGAGACACUCUGUCAGUGUCAGUGCCACAGAAGUGGGGAGACCCUUCAUGAAUGGGCAGUCCUCUGUCACCCUCUAAGCGCUCCACUGGGAAAAGACUUUGAAUGUAGCCACUGAGGAAACCUCUUACUCAGAAUCUGAUCGUUCAUACCAAAGAGAAACCCUUCCGUUGCAGGUGAUCUGUUGUCAUCUGAGGAGUCAUACUGCAAAUUCACCCAGCCUAGAGCCUUAUUCUUCAACUGAGAACUCAUCUAGGAGUGUGAUCCAGUCAUUCUCAUGCACCUAGCAUAGCCGUUGGCCCCAUCUUUCUCCUCAGUUUACACUGCGAAAUUGUCUCAGGGAUAUUUAAACAAAGGAGGAGGUGAUAUAAAAGAGUAACAGAAGCACAGUUUCUUUCAGACUUCUGUGACAAGCCUGUGGCAGUUUUUGUUCCUUAUCUUAUUUGGGGAGGGGGAGGUGUUUCAGACAUCAGAGAGCCUUGUCCACUUUGCUUUGUACAUACCUUUACUGCUGUCCAUUGUCAGGGCAGUUGGGACACUUGAGGGUGUGUUGAAAACCUUUAUUUUUAUAUUUUUUUCACACUCACUAAGUUGGCUUUAUUCAACUGUCACCCAUAGGACAGGGUGCCUCCUGGGCCCCACAGUCCCUUGAAAACCUUUAUUGAAGGCCUUUGCUCUACAGCAUUAUCCCUGCCUUUGAGAAGCAUAAGUCUUAAUGAGAAAUAUGAAAACUUGAUUUAUGAAAGACUUAUAUUUCAGGAGAUAAAGAUGUAUGAAUGGGCCCACAGUAGCACA
Messenger RNA from Hyaena hyaena (striped hyena), 3104 nucleotides. Its product is annotated as zinc finger protein 543-like. Gene Ontology annotation, biological process: regulation of DNA-templated transcription. The coding region runs from base 317 to 2389 and encodes 690 amino acids. Lineage: Eukaryota; Metazoa; Chordata; Mammalia; Carnivora; Hyaenidae. The transcript has 4 exons. The record is from RefSeq and is a predicted model, not a curated record.